Messenger RNA from Megalobrama amblycephala (Wuchang bream), 967 nucleotides. RefSeq names its product family with sequence similarity 163 member Ab (gene fam163ab). The record is from RefSeq and is a predicted model, not a curated record. The transcript has 3 exons. NCBI's taxonomy places the organism in Eukaryota, Metazoa, Chordata, Actinopteri, Cypriniformes, Xenocyprididae. Bases 230 to 670 code for a protein of 146 amino acids.
GCGAAGGGAGUAACUCCUCCUUUCUCUAGUUCUGUUUCUUGCAUGGGCAUUACCGCAAGCUUGAGAGAUCUAAACAUGUAGCCUGUCAGAUUUCAGGUCUGGAGAACAAGUUUUUAGCCCCUUUGUGUGGAAUUAUUUGGAUGAGAGAUGGUGUGAUCGAGCGUUCGUCUCCAGACCUCUCUCCAAACAUACAGACAUUCAGUGAAGAGUUUCAUGGAGAUCCGGUCGGAUGACAGCUGGAACUGUGGUUAUAACCGGAGGAAUUCUCGCAACGGUGAUACUCCUGUGUAUCAUUGUCGUGCUGUGUUACUGUCGCCUUCAGUAUUAUUGCUGUAAGAAGAAUGGAUCCGAUCCAGAUGCUGUUUGCCCACAACCCCAGUUUGCCUGCAACGCAUGCAGCACAUCCCGGGUGGACGGGACCGCUUCCACCCCGCUCUCCCUGUCACCGGAGCCCACGCCACCGCAGAGCUUCUGCCCCUCCUGCUCCCCAUACAGCUCUCCAUUUUACAUCAGCACCAUGGACGAAACGCGGAACGGGGGCGAACGGAUCACUUACAUGCCAUCCCACUACAGCAGCCCGUCCCUGACUCUCACCCUUCCCGUGUCAUUGAGCUCUCGAAGCCGACCGGACCUCUACUCCAACACGCGUGCCAUAAGCACUGAUGUCUGAUCAGUGACGUCCACCAGAAUCACCCCUAAUGUUUCUUCUGUAUACCCGAGCGGUACAGACAGAACAGAGUGAAUAUGGACCAAAGGACAAUGACUCAGUUUUUACAUUGUAUCUGUCUAGCAGUAAAUUGAAAUCAAUAAUCCUAUAUAAUGUUUUAUAGAAAUUGAUACAAAUGCGUUCUUCCUGAAUUUAUUUGACUCUAAUUAAAGUGAUAGUUCACCCAAAAAUGAUAAUUAUGUCAUAAUUUAUUCACCUUCAAGUUUUUCCAAACCUGUAUUAGUUUCUUUGUUCUGUUGA